AUGGCCUUCAACGUCGUCGUGUUCCCUCCCAAUGCGGAGGAUCCCCAGAUUGACAUUGAUCUGGAGCGGUUCAUGGGUACAUGGCAUGUCAUACAGUCUACUCUCCCACUUUGGAAGUCAAGAAAGGAUGUCACGAUUACAUAUACUCUGAAGCCGUCGGAACACGAUCCCACACAAAUAGAUGACCUUGUCGAAUAUCGCUCGAAGAGCGACUCGCCAAUCUCGAAGCGCAGCAGCGUCGUCGGUGUAGAUACUCUUGUCUCCCCAUCUGGGACAUCUGAGGAUGCGCCCUCCAAUGCCCCGAAGACCCGGUGGAAUUGGCGGGGCAAGGGCUGGCUUAUGAUCGCUACCUCUCGGUGGCAGAUCCUAGGUUGUCACCUUCAUUCAGGAGGAACCGCAGACGACACAUCGAACGACCCUGAAUGGGCUCUUACAUACUUCGAGAAGACCCUCUUCACUCCUGCGGGCCUCGACAUCUACUCCCGUGCUCCCAGCGGGCUUCCCACCGCGCUGCUGGGAGAGAUUCUUACGAAAGCGAAAGCCUUGGGUGGCGAGGUGGGCGCGCUGGCUGAGCAGUUCUUCGAAGUUGAGCGGAGUGCGCCGCAGGACAAGACUACGUCAGAGCCAAGCCGCAUCGGAUCUAUCAACAAAGUUGACGUCUUGAACCACGUCGCUCUGACACCUAGCUGA
Molecule: messenger RNA, 690 nt
Organism: Postia placenta MAD-698-R-SB12
Lineage: Eukaryota; Fungi; Basidiomycota; Agaricomycetes; Polyporales; Adustoporiaceae
Exons: 4
Coding region: 1-690 (229 amino acids)
Source: RefSeq, a predicted model, not a curated record